AUGGGAAAAAAAGCCAGCAAAGCUAUUGACAGACUGAAAACUCGCGCAUUAUCGAAAGAAAAUAUAUUACCCACAACUCCAAAUUCUCCUACAUUUCAAUUAAAUGAAACGAAAUUUACACCAACAUCAUCUAAACCGUUGGAUUUACCUGAUGGUGUUACUAUCGUUUGGUUAGAUGCAGGAGCUAAUUUGAGAUCGAGUGAUGCUGAUACAACAAAAUUAAUGCUAGACAAAAUUCACCUACCUGUACUUACAUUUGACGAUGUGAAGAACUGUUUGAAUGCUUUGAGCACAAUUAAUAAUAAGAAAUCUCGUGUUUUCCUUAUUGUCUCUGGUAAAUUUAGCACUCCUAUUUUAUCUGAAUUGAACAAGUUACCAGCGAUUGAUUCUGUCUUUAUUUUUUGUGCUCGUCCAGAACAAUAUGAACAUCUCAUUAUCGAAUACUCUCCUUAUGUGAUUGGUGUUUUUCAAGAACAAGAUUCAUUACAAUUAUCUCUUGAAAUUGAACUCAAUAAUUAUCAUAUUCGGGCACCAAUUUUCAAUUUCUUUACACAAAAACAAACUGCUAUUAGAGAUCUAACAUAUGAUGCAGCAUCUUUCCUUUGGUUUCAAUUACUACAGAAAGUACUUAUGAAGAUCAAAUAUGAUGCAAGCGACAUGAAACAGAUGAUCGAUCAAUGUAGGCAACAUUAUGCACGAAAUGCUCAACAACAAAAGUUCUGUGUGGAUAUGGAUGAAUUCGAGAAAACUUAUAAACCUUCCGAUGCGAUUAAUUGGUAUACACGUCAGUCGUUUGUCUAUAAAUUGAUAAAUGCCGCUCUACGAACAGAAGAUAUUGAGGCACUGUAUAUUUUUCGUUUUUAUAUAUCGGAUUUAUGUCGACAAUUGACAAAUGAACACAAAAAACUCCGUAUUCAACAUCAAAAAUCACCUGUUUUAAAACUCUAUCGAGGUUGUCAUAUGACUUUAAAAGAAUUGGAUAAGUUACGAGAUACAAUUGGUGAGAUGACUAGUAUAAAUGGAUUUAUUUCAACAAGCAUGCAACAAUGGGUAGCCGAUGAGUUUUUAUCGCGUGAUUCACAUCGUGGAUCUGACACGCAGAAAGUAUUAUGGAUAAUUGAAGCAGACUGUCGCAUCGAUGAUAUCAUCUUUGCUUCUAUAACGCCAUAUAGUGAACAUCCUGAAGAAGAAGAGGUGAUCUUCAAUAUCGGAAGUGCUUUUCGUAUUGUUGAUGUAACACUUAAUAAAACAAGUAAUAUCUGGCAUAUAAAAGCAACAGCUACAAAUGCUGGAUCACACGCUUUCUCAGAAUAUAUGAAAUUGCUUUGUCGUGAGCUGAACGAAACUAGUGAAAAAGUUAUAUUUGGAACGUUACUUAUCGACAUGGGUAAAUAUGUUACAGCUCAACGUUACUUCGAAGAUUUGAUUGAACGUUGUCGUGAUAAUAAUCAUCCUGAUUUACCAGCUUUUCAUUAUAAUCUAGGAUUGACCUAUACCUUUCAAGGAGAUCUUGAUUCGGCUGAAAAGAACUUUCGUGAAGCUCUUGUGUAUCAGGAAUUGGUUUCAUCGAAACAGCGCGAUAUGGUACGUACAUUAAAUGCACUUGGUUGGGUUUAUCAAGAUAAUGGAGAAUUGGAUGAAGCCAUUGAAUUUUAUACAAAAGCCGAGUCUAUCUGCAAAGAAAAACUUGGAUCUAACGACCUUGCUAAUGCACAAACGUACACAUAUAUGGGCAGAUAUUAUUUGGAACGACAACAAUAUAAUGAGUCAAAUACAUGCUAUGAACGUGCAUUGAAAAUUCUUCAUCUUCAUUUGCCCGAUCGACAUCAACGUCUAGGAAUUAUACUUAGUGAAAUGGGUGAUGCAAGACGUAAACAAGGUGAACCUGAACAAGCUCUCAAGUUAUAUCAACAAGCUGAAGCUAUUUUUCAUGAUAUUCUACCUCAACAUCAUCCAUGUAUGGCUUACUGUUGGAGUGGUAUGGGAUUAGUUUUUCUACAGCUCAACAAUAUCGAAGAAGCUCAACGCUAUCAUGAAAAAGCAUUAAAGUCAUAUCGACAUGUCUUGCCACCCGGUCAUAUAAAUAUUAGUAUCAGUGAAAAAAAUCUAAAAUGUACCAGAUAUGAUCACAUAAUCGAUAGCUACUUACAAGUUUGUUCACAAGUUUGA
Messenger RNA from Rotaria sordida, 2169 nucleotides. NCBI's taxonomy places the organism in Eukaryota, Metazoa, Rotifera, Eurotatoria, Philodinida, Philodinidae. The record is from the annotation of a GenBank genome assembly.